Messenger RNA from Funneliformis caledonium, 610 nucleotides. The record is from the annotation of a GenBank genome assembly. NCBI's taxonomy places the organism in Eukaryota, Fungi, Glomeromycota, Glomeromycetes, Glomerales, Glomeraceae.
GCACACCAUGGCCCUUCCUGCAGAAAUCUAUAACGAAGCUUCACAAGGCACUCGGUUAUUCAACAAAUGGACUUACGAUGAUGUUGAGGUUAAGGAUAUAUCAUUGACAGAUUAUAUUCAAAUUCGAAACCCAGUAUACUUACCACAUACUGCUGGUCGUUUUUCUACCAAGAGGUUUAGAAAGGCUCAGUGCCCUGUUGUCGAACGGUUAACAAAUUCACUUAUGAUGCACGGUCGUAAUAACGGCAAAAAAUUAAUGGCUGUUAGGAUUGUAAAACAUGCAUUUGAGAUCAUUCAUCUGCUAACUGAUCAAAAUCCUAUUCAAGUUUUAGUUGAUGCCAUUAUUAACACUGGUCCACGUGAAGACUCAACCCGUAUUGGUAGUGCUGGUACUGUAAGAAGACAAGCUGUUGAUGUGUCUCCUCUUCGUCGGGUGAAUCAAGCUAUCGCUCUUUUGACAACUGGAACGCGUGAAUCAGCUUUCAGAAAUGUUAAGAGUAUUGCAGAAUGUUUGGCUGAUGAACUUAUUAAUGCUGCUAAGGGAAGUUCAAAUUCUUAUGCUAUUAAAAAGAAAGACGAACUCGAACGUGUUGCUAAGUCCAAUCGUUAA